GUCAGGUUUAAAAACCCAUUUACCUUUGCUGUGUCUCGGCUUAAUUGACUUGCCCGUGAGUACAUUUCCUUAGAAUACCAAGUAAUGGUAUCCAUUUAGGAAGUGCUAUUUUUAGAAAAACAUGGAAUUAAACAGCCAGCGGCAGAGGUUAUGUGAUGUGCCUGGGUAGCUCAUAACAGCAAAACUCCUGUUUUGGAAACUUACUAGGUGGCAAUACAUGAGAAAAUAUCAAUAUGUAGAAUCAAUUGAUAAUCCACAGCGCAGAGGCUGUUACACUGGAGGUAGGGAGGCUGUAAUGGAAUCCUUUCAUGUAAAGAGAAAAGUACUAAUGUUCUGACAACAUCUCUCUCGGCUGUUUCCAGCUCUGCAGUCCCUGUUUAUGUGCUGUCUUAGGAAUAUUGAUGCAGCUGGUCAUGAGAUCACCAAUCCUUAAUAGCAGCUAUAAUACAUAGAAUAAUACAUCUCUGAUAAAACACUUGAUUGAUAGCCUCAGCUCUAGUCAUGACUGAUUGAUGGAAGGCUAUGUGUCUUGAGAGGACAGUGCAAUCAUUUGCUUUUCAUAUAUAAUUUUUUUCUGUGGUUGAAGGUAGAAUUUUAGGAAAUCCUGUUAAUUAUUAAACCUUGGUGUGUGUUGACCAUCUAGCUACUGUACCCUUGUACUUUCUAAGUACACAAUGGUAAUCGGUCCCAUAAUCAAGGUCAGUCUAUUAAAAUCAAACCAAAGUGGUACCUCUGUUUGGGUGACAUAAACUAUGUGAACUUCUCCUGAAUUCUUUAGCAAUCCAGAUGGUGAGCCGCCUUUGCUCUUAUUUAUUGAUGUCCUGGAUCUUACGAUUGACAGCGUUUCAUUGCUGUAAAAUGUUUUACAUACGUAUUACGUCUAACUCUGCAUUAACAGUAAGAAGAAUGUGCGCAUGUGUAUGCAUCUAGCUUUAAAUAGGUUUAAAGUUAAAAACAUUUGAGUGGUAACUGUUAAGUCAGAUUGAAUCAAUGAAAUACCCCACAGGCAACAUUGGGACUGAGUACCACCACAGAGCAGUAGAUAAGCCUAGUUCCCUCUGCAGACACAGCUGGUAUACCUUGAGUCAGGCUGUUUGCCCCAGUAGCUCCAGUCCACCCAGCUGUAUGUGGGAGGGCAAUGCUGCUCAGGUGUUGUGGGGGUGGGGGGUGGGGUGUCAUAGGUUCUCAACCAAUUUAAAGCUACAGUAACCAACAGGGAUGAUCUCAGGCCUGAUGAGCCACUGGGCUCGGGAGUAUACUUUGUCAAGCAAAAUUAUUUAGUGACUUUAUUCUGUGAGGUUGGCCGUUCAUAUAUUCUUUUAGCAGAACAUGUUUGCUUCUCAUUGCAAAGCCGCCGAAAAAAAACAUUUUAAUAUACAUAUCAGACUUCCAUAUUCCAUAUUGUGCGGAUCAAGGCUGCAUUUUGGUACGUGUUUAUCUGUUUUCUGGGUUUAUCACUUUGUCACUUUGUGACAAGCGCCGGGCACUACAGGGGCGAGUAAGAAAAAUAUACAGAAAGACGUCUUGCACAGAGACAGUCGGUCACUUUACUGCCCUUAUAGCGUCGCAGCGUAGCUGUUUAAACUAAUUCCUAGUAGGCAAAACCCUAGAGCAUCCCUAGACCUCUGUGUUGUACGGGCACCGGUGCUGACCACGGUUCUGAUGCUGCCGUGAUCUCUUUCUCCACUAGGGGGAGUGCGAGAGCGACUCAGUCAACCAGUCCGAGUAAGGCUAGAAACGUCUUCUCAUAAGAUGCUCAGCUCUCAGCGGGGGGGGGGGCAGACAAAGAGGAGGCCUCUUAUUUCGGAAGCAGGAAGCUGUACCGUGUCUUUGGGGUGAACCCUGAUAACCGAAAAGGCAGGGGGAGAAAAAAAGCUUUCGUUUUGCUGCGAUACAGCGAUGAACGCGGAUUCAUGACAAAGCAGGAAAAUGGAGUCAACGCUCUGGUUUAAAUUGUAGCUAAAUAACACAAGUCAGCGCCUCUGCAUAACGUCGCUUCUGUGUGGCUGUUUCGUUUCCCGUUGCGGGGUUCCCCGUUGUGUCGCUGGUAUGACAUCACGGUCGUGUUAAAAUAACAAGCACGCACGCUGUUGUCGGAGCCAACAUUGUUUUUGUCACAAUUUGAAUUGAAUCUGAAGGUCGUUGCUGCAUGCGAGGGAGACAUCUUUUGAGACAUAAAAGAUGCAAGCAGAGUAAGUUUUUUUUUUCCUCCUCCUCUUCCUCCUGACGACUGAUUCCGUAUUUUGACUGCAGGCGGAUGAUGCAGCGUGGGGAUAUAUGCAGGAGAAAGCGUUGCUCUGAUAUCAGCACCGCCUCUGAGAUUCAUCAUCAGGAAUAAGGAUAAGUCCGAGACAGCGGUUUAACGCUUAAGCAAAGAUAACGAAACGUCCUCCCGCAAUAUAGCCUCUGCGUGUAUGAAACGACGUGUAAAAGUCAUAAAAUUUACAUGCAUUUUUUUCCUCCUGCAUACAUGUCUUUCUGGGAGUUUAAAAAGGUAUGAUAAGGGGCUGUCAACGCCUCGAAGAGCUUCGGUGAGGACAUCUUGCCCGGGGGAUUAGUCGUAGAUGCUCGUAUCCCUCCUCCUUUCUCUCUACAAACUCUGCAGAUUGUUCUCCAUGUCCAGCUCCGACAGACUAACGGUCCCAGAACGCGUGACCCGGUUCCAGAACCGCGGGACCGCCCCGGACCCGAAGGCGGUGUCGCCGGGUCUCAGCGCCGACGUCCAGCAGGCUCUGGACAGCUCCCUGCCCGCGCUCAGUGCGGCGAUCCAGACCCUGAAGGCGGCCAGAGAGCGCUCGGACCCCGAUGAGACCCGACGGGCUGUCGCCGAGAUCUUUCGGCUGGUGGAGGAGGCCUGGGUCCUGCCCACCAUCGGGCGACUUGUGGCCGAGCAGAUCUGCAACCGCGUCCGGCUGGAGGGCGGGCUGGAGCUGAUUCUGCAGCUGCUACAGGCGCCCGAGGUGGAGGUCCGAUACGAGUCCGCCCAGCUGCUGGAGCAGAUCCUGGUGUCCGAGAACAGGGACUACGUGGCCCGGAUGGGGCUGGGCGUGAUCCUCAACCUGACCCGGGAGCAGGGGAACACCCAGCUGGCCCGCAGCGUCUCGGGGAUCUUGGAGCACAUGUUCAAGCACACGGAGGAGACCUGCGCCCAGCUCAUUGGCAACGGGGCCCUGGACGCCCUGCUCUUCUGGUGCCGGGGCAAGGACCCCACCGUGCUGCGGCACUGUGCCGUCGCGCUGGCCAACUGCGCCAUGUGCGGCGGCCACAACUGCCAGCGCCUGAUGAUCGAGAAGCAGGCCGCCGACUGGCUCUUCCCCCUGGCCUUCUCCAAGGAGGACGAGCUGAUCCGCUUCUACGCCUGCCUGGCUGUGGCCGUGCUGGCCACCAACAGGGAGAUCGAGAAGGAGGUGGUGAAGUCGGGCACCCUGGAGCUGGUGGAGCCCUUCAUCGCCUCGCUGGACCCGGACGAGUUCGCCCGCAGCCUGCUGGACAGCUCGGACAACAUGCAGGGCCGCAACGCCGCCGACCUGCAGCACCUGCUGCCCCUGCUGGACGGCUCCCGCCUGGAGGCGAAGUGCAUCGCUGCCUUCUACAUGUGCGUGGAGUCAAGCAUCAAGUCCCGCCACCGCAACACCAAGAUAUUCCAGGAGAUCGGCGCGGUGCAGAGCCUGAAGAGGAUCGUCAUGUACUCCAGCAAUGGCACCACCUGUUCUCUGGCUAAGCGGGCGCUGAUGAUGAUGGGAGAGAACAUCCCUCGCCACAUCCUCUCCUCGGUGCCCAACUGGAAAACCUGCGAGGUUCAGACCUGGCUCCAGCAGAUCGGCUUCACUGCCUACGCCGAGUCCUUCCAGGAGAUGCAGGUGGAUGGGGACCUUCUUCUCAACAUCACUGAACAGGACCUGCUUGCCGAUCUGGGCAUGACGGCAGGACUCGUUCGGAAGAGGUUCUUCAGAGAGCUUCGUGUGCUAAAGACUUACGCCAAUUACUCGACCUGCGACCCCAGUAACCUGGCGGACUGGCUUGGGGAGGUGGACCCGCGGUUCCGCCAGUACACCUACAGCCUGGCGCAGUGCGGAGUGGACCGGAACAGCCUGCUGCAAAUUACUGACCAGCAGCUUCAGACCGAUUGCCAGAUUGAGAAUGGUGUCCACCGGGCCAAGAUCCUGGCUUCUGCCAAAGGUCUUCUGAGACCAGCCCAGCCCUGCAGCGCCCCCGACUUCCAGCCCGAUGGACCUGACGUCUUCAUUAGCUACCGACGCACCACUGGGUCCCAGCUGGCCAGCCUGCUGAAGGUCCACCUGCAGGUACGGGGAUUCAGCGUGUUCAUCGACGUGGAGAAGCUGGAGGCCGGCAAGUUCGAGGAGAAGCUGAUCCAGAGCGUGCAGCGGGCGCGCAACUUCAUCCUGGUGCUGUCGGCCAACGCGCUGGACAAGUGCAUGGGCGACCACGACACCAAGGACUGGGUGCACAAGGAGAUCGUCACCGCCCUGAACUGCAAGAAGAAUAUCGUGCCCGUCACCGAUCAGUUCGUGUGGCCCGAGCCCAGCUCCCUGCCCGACGACAUGAGCGCCAUCCUGAACUUCAACGGAAUCAAGUGGUCUCACGAAUACCAAGAAGCCACGAUUGAGAAGAUCCUGCGCUUCCUGAAAGGCCGCCCAAGUCAAGAUAUGUCCAGCUUUCCAGAGAGCCUCCAGGGGAAUUCGGGGCCACAUCACGGAUAGCCAGAGGUUAAGGGGUGGGAGGUGUUAUUUUGUGACCUGGAAAAUGGGAUUUUCCCCACAGAGCAAGACGCAGAGCCAAAGAGAGGCCCUGCCGCAAAUGUGACCCCUGACAUUUCUCUCGCUCCCCCUGCCUGUACAUCCCUUUACCCAGCAUUCCCUGCGCCUUGCACUGAUUGGCCAGCCUGUUCCUACCUCCUGCGGAUGCGACACUGUGCACAAGUGCUGUUUACCCUUAGAGAGAAAGGCAGUAGCCAGGAAAGUUUUAUAUUUUGAGAAUUUGCAACCUGUGUUGCCACUCUCUUGAAGAUACCCCCCCUCUACUUGAGACAGAAGUUGAUCAAGGCCAGGUCAGCAUGUUAUUGAACUUCAUCGAUUUUUCUUUGAAAUAUAUGUUUACAUGGAGUACCAAGGGUAGAGUGGCUUAGAGAUUUGCUGAGGAACUGGGACUUGAGGACGCUCUCCCUAGUGGUCACUCCAGCCUUGACAGUUUGUAAAGGAAGAGCUGCUCGUCUCUCAGGUAUGACAACACUGCGGCGUCCCUGGUGUGGACCUUACCAAGCGUGAAAACGUAGUCACAGGCUGACCCUGAGGAUGAGAACGAUCCUUUCCCAUGAGCCUCGGACCCAGGUGUCCCUCUUUCCUUAACUCCUGCUCUCUGUAAGGAAAUCUCAUUCGCUUGAUACUAAUCUACACCACAACACACUCCUCCAAUAACUGCUGUAAGUGUAAAAAACACAAAACUGGCAACAACCUUUUAUUAAUUUGAUACUAUGCUUGUUUUAUGCCUCUUUUUUAUAUAAUCAGAAACAUCCUUUGUACUUUUUUGGACUCUUUUGACCGCUUUGGUUCUGAGCCAUGUGCAGUGUUUUAUUGAAACGGUGGGAGAAAAGCAGAACCAAACCUCAGAGCUUCUUGGACAAACAACAGUGUCUCUUUCCUCAUGGAACUUGAGCUGUGACUCAAGUGCAUGCUUGAAAUCCGUUUAACAUGUUAGACACUGUCUAACAUUAUACAGAAGUGUGCACAUAAGGCAAAAACAGCAGACGUUCUGAUUAAACAGUCCAAAACUCAGUCGUUAUUCUCAGGCAAUCUUAAGUGUAGCUAUUAGUAUUACCAUCACAAAGAUCUUUGGAAUGUGUGUCCCAAAAUGCAACACUUAGCUAUGUAACUUAUUUGACUCUCUGAUUCAUUCUCCAAUUGCAUACUACAGCAGCCUGCUCAGUGUGAGUGACGUACUGUAAAUCCUUGUUCAGAAACACAAAUUGCCUUACUUUUCCACAGUCAAGCUGCAGUUUAAGAAAUGAAAGUGGGCACCUAAAUAGUAGUCAGUCAGUGCUAGCCAGCCUUUAUCCUGUGAGAUAUUUAGCAUGGAUCUGUUUGCUUGCACUAAAUCCCCUUUAGAAAAUGCUGCAGUAAGAACGUUUGAGAUAGGGCCAAGCUCUGCAAAGGUGUCUAACCAGGUGACUGAUUUAUCUUUACUAUAUUAAAGCUACUGUAUAAAGCAUUGAACUGCUUGGCAUUAUAAUCCAAGAGCCCCGCAGAUAUCGCUGAGUAGCCAAACAGAAGCCUUUCUUCCUGUAUGGGACUAUAGACUACUUAAGGUUUUGGCACUGCAACCAUACAGCUACUAUCAGUGCCCACAUAGCAAUUCCCAUAUGCUUUUUAUAUUAACUAGUGCAGCAUCCUAAACAUUGCUCUAGUAACUAUCCGUGAUGUAAAAAAAAAAAACACCCUUUUAAAAGAAUUCAGAGCAAUAUUCACAUAAGCUGAUCUAGUGAUGAUGUUUUUUUUUUAAAUAAGAUGAAGAUCAGACGCGUUUGAUAGUGAUUUCUACCCCUCUGUGUAAGUCUGGAAUACAUGAACAAGGGGUGCCUCAAAGGUUUAAUCCUUACUGUGUAACAGGUCAGGAAGGAUUGCAGUCAGAUUUCUCCCAGAGGCAGCAGCAGACUGACAGCAAUCGUCUUUUGGUUCCUUGGUUCCAUUUUAAAUUCAAACCGGCCCGAGGGAUUACAAACUCUCAGGUCAUAUGGAAGAAUUUGACUUCCUAACGCUUUUCUUGGGUUGUGCAGUAAGCUGGGCAGAGGCAGCCCAAGAUCUGUGCCAACAGGAGCUUUUAAACAGCUGGCGAACAGGCUGGCAGGCACUCUAGUGAGAACAGCGCCUUUCUCUCCUUUCUCUCAGUGUUGUAGCGUCAACGGCUUUAUCCUUUACAGUCUUCCCUGUGGCCUUAAGUACUGUACGUAUUCAAUGUUAGAGUAUAGAUGAAAACUAUUAUAUUAAUGUGAAUUCAGGAAAUUCAUUUUUUUUUAUUUAGGUUCGGUCAACUGAACCAUAAUAUGCAAUAAAUAAAAUGAGCCUGCCAAUUUGAUUUUUAAUGUUCACGUGUUUUCCAGAAAAACAUACCGGAAUGUUUCUUUUUCAUGCUUUCCCCAGUUUGGGGAAUUGUCAAAUGCAUUGAGAACUAAUUGACGAUCAUUUAAUCCGAUUCUCAUUGACUUCUCGGCCUAAUCAGCUAUAUUGUAAGUUGUUAAAGGCUGUACGUUUUCCCAGAGAACUAUGCAAAUGCCCUGGUUCGACACACUCUUUGGUAUCUGCUUUACAACCAUCUUUUUUCCCUGUCGGUUACCGAUUUGUGACGUGGGGGAGAGGAUUAGGAAACAUUCCGAUUAGAGAGUUUCUUCACAGAUCAAUAUUUCUAGGGUGAAUCCCUGUGUAGUCUCAUGGCCAUGAUAACAGGCCAGAUAGCUUAUCCAGACUCUGCCCUUUAUUAACCAAAAAACCUGACAUCCCUUGAUAUCACUUCAUCUCAGGUUUAGGAAUAAAACUUGAUAACUGUUACUUA
Lepisosteus oculatus (spotted gar) is the source of this 7563-nucleotide messenger RNA. It is a transcript of the gene sarm1, whose product is annotated as sterile alpha and TIR motif containing 1. The record is from RefSeq and is a predicted model, not a curated record. Gene Ontology annotation, cellular component: dendrite. Gene Ontology annotation, molecular function: signaling adaptor activity; protein binding; NAD+ nucleosidase activity. Gene Ontology annotation, biological process: negative regulation of MyD88-independent toll-like receptor signaling pathway; signal transduction; response to axon injury. NCBI's taxonomy places the organism in Eukaryota, Metazoa, Chordata, Actinopteri, Semionotiformes, Lepisosteidae.